Exophiala viscosa is the source of this 3549-nucleotide messenger RNA. RefSeq names its product Six-hairpin glycosidase-like protein. Gene Ontology annotation, biological process: protein N-linked glycosylation; oligosaccharide metabolic process. The transcript has 2 exons. Gene Ontology annotation, molecular function: Glc3Man9GlcNAc2 oligosaccharide glucosidase activity. Bases 100 to 3258 code for a protein of 1052 amino acids. The record is from RefSeq and is a predicted model, not a curated record. NCBI's taxonomy places the organism in Eukaryota, Fungi, Ascomycota, Eurotiomycetes, Chaetothyriales, Herpotrichiellaceae.
CCGUUCGCUCUUUUCCGCGACAUGUACUAAGUGCUGUUCACCGGUACUCCAUAUCAAUUACAUUGUCUGCCUACCCCACUAUCCUUAUCAUCCUCGACAAUGGUUGUCGUCGACCACCACGAAUACCUCUGUGAGGAGGAGAAGCGUCUCAAAGAAGAUCGAGAGCGCAACAAGUACUGGAAGAAGUGGGGUCCUUAUGUUGCAGAAAGACAAUGGGCAACAGUACGAGAGGACUACUCUGACAAUGGAGAUGCAUGGAGUCAUUUCUCCCAUGACCAGGCAAGGUCAAGAGCUUAUCGAUGGGGUGAAGAUGGCAUUGCCGGUGUCAGCGACACUCACGGCUUUCAGAACAUCGCCUUCUCGUUUUGGAACGAGAAGGACGAUUUCUUGAAGGAAAGACUGUUUGGUCUGAGCAACCCUCAGGGCAAUCAUGGCGAAAGUCUCAAGGAGGCACACUUCCACUUGGACAAUACACCUUCUCACUCCUACAUGAAAUACCUCUACAAGCUACCGCAAAGACGAUUCCCUUACGAGCAGCUGGUUGAGGAGAACGCUAAGCGUGGCAAACAAGAGAGGGAGUUCAACAUCAUUGACUCGGAUGCUUUCAAAGACGACCGUUAUUUUGACAUCUUCAUUGAGACCGCGAAGGAGGCCAACGACCCAGAAGAGCUGUUGUUUCGUGUGACAGCCUACAACCGCGGACCGGAGGCGGCACCAUUGCAUAUCAUUCCGCAUAUGUGGUUCCGGAACACUUGGACCUGGGGCCAUGAGUCCGAGAAGCUGAAGCCAAACAUCCGCAUGGUCGGACCCAUGACUGCACAGUCAAAGCACCACAAGCUGGGCACACGGUUCUUUCAGUUGUCUCCCUCUCCUGGCUGCGGAUCCGACUCAGAUGACGUCCACCCUCAACUCAUGUUCACUGAGAAUGACACCAACACGGACCGUCUGUAUGGCGCAAAGAACAAACAACCCUAUGUCAAGGACGCUUUCCACAGGUGGAUUGUCAACGAAGAAAAAGGUGCUAUCAAUCCUCGUUGCUCAGGUACAAAAUGUGCUGCUUGGUAUGAUUUUGGACAAGGCAAAGGUGUACCUCCCGGAGAGUGCGCUGUAGUAAGAUUUCGCAUGUCCAAAAAGUACGACGGCUACUUGAACGAGGAGUUGCUCGACGACAUCAUGGAGCAGAGACGUCAAGAAGCCGACGAAUUCUACUAUCGCAUCAGUCCUCUGCCGAUGGCCGAUGAUUUGAGAAACAUUCAGAGACAAGCAUUCGCCGGUAUGCUGUGGUGCAAGCAGCAUUACUAUUUCGUUUGGGACCAAUGGGCUAAUGGCGAUCCUAACAUGCCACCGCCACCACCAAACCGGCGAAGUAUCCGCAACGCGCAUUGGAAGCACAUGCAUCUUGAUGACAUUCUGUCCAUGCCAGACUCAUGGGAAUAUCCUUUCUUCGCAGCAUGGGACUCUGCCUUCCACUGUAUCCCACUUGCCAUGAUCGAUCCCGAGUUUGCGAAGAAGCAGCUUGAUCUGUUCACCAGAGAAUGGUACAUGCAUCCCAAUGGGCAGCUGCCAGCCUAUGAAUGGAACUUUGGCGACGUCAAUCCACCCGUCCACGCCUGGUCAGUGUUCAGAACUUUCAAGAUUGAGCGAAAGAUGUACGGUCGGCAGGAUCUGGACUUCCUUGAGCGUGUAUUCCAAAAGCUACUCCUCAACUUCACAUGGUGGGUCAACCGCAAAGACAACGAAGGCAAGAACGUAUUUGAGGGUGGAUUCCUGGGCCUCGACAAUAUUGGCCUAUUCAAUCGUUCUGAUCCCCUACCCACUGGUGGUGUGCUGGAGCAAGCUGACAGUACUGGCUGGAUGGCCUUCUACUGUCUCUGCAUGCUCAACAUUUCACUCGAGCUUGCCAAGCACAGGAGGAUCUACGAAGACAUCGCAUCAAAGUUCUUCGAGCACUUUAUCCUCAUCUCAGAUGCCAUGACUUUCCGUGCUGGAGGCACCGAAAAGAGUCUCUGGAACGAUGAAGAUGGGUUCUACUACGAUGCAAUCUCGUGGGGAGGACCCUGGACGCAGCAGAUGCCUGUUCGAUCCCUUGUCGGCCUCAUCCCUCUCUAUGCCUGUGUGACCUUGGAGCCGGAGCUGAUUAACAAGUUUCCCAACUUCAAGCGGAGAAUGGAGUGGUUCAUCGAGAAUCGCACCGAUGUUGCCGAACGCAAUAUUGCCUCUAUGCGCAAGAGGGGCAAAGACCAGCGUCUGUUGUUAUCGCUCGUCAGCAAGGAGAGGCUGGAGAAGAUCCUCAAAAGGAUGCUUUCCGAGACCGAGUUCCUGUCUGAGCACGGCAUCCGAAGCUUGUCCAAGUAUCACGAGGAUCACCCCUACAGCAUGGACGUCAACGGUCAACAGUACAAAGUCAGCUAUGUUUCAGGAGAUUCUGACUCUGGCCUGUUUGGAGGCAACUCCAACUGGAGAGGACCCAUUUGGAUGGCUGUGAACUUCCUGCUUGUCGAGUCACUGCUUCGCUUCUACAUGUUCUACGGAACGAGCUUUGAGGUUGAGUGCCCUACCGGCUCUGGUGAAUACAUGCACCUGGGUCACGUUGCUGAGGAGAUUCAGCAUCGCCUGCAGCAUCUCAUGGUUCGAGACAACGACGGCCGCCGUGCUAUCAACGCCGGCAAUGACACCUUGGACUUUGAUCCCAACUGGAGGGACUAUGUCUGGUUCUUCGAGUUCUUCGAUGGUGACACUGGGCGUGGACUUGGAGCUUCUCACCAGUGUGGUUGGACUGGCCUCAUGGCUAAGAUGAUUCAUGAUACUGGCAUCAAUUGCCGUCUCCCUCAAACGCCACGAACUCCGUCCACAGCUGCUGCCCAUUACUUCGAUGACAUCUACGGCCGAGGCAUUGCCAGAAAGAAUACCUAUGCUGGUACUCCUGGUCCCAACGGCCCCAACGCUCCCCGUAUUCGCCGCUCCUCAACCUCUCGCUCGAUCGGCAACCGUUCGAGCUAUGUCUCCAGCGCCAACGGCGACCACAAAUCCGAUGCUGUCAGCGACGAUGGCGAAAAUGGCUAUUUCCCACAACCUCCAUCCGAAUCUCAAGCGUCCGAGUCCAAUGCAUUUGGAGAAGAAGAGCAACUGGAACAGGAACGUAGACGGAGCGCAGCUGACAGUCACUACGAAAGUUUCAUCAAAGAGCAGCUGCAUCGUGUUCAGACAGAAGAAAGUGUCGCUGUCUAUGAAGACGAGUUCGAGGCUCAAUUGGAUUAAGGACGUUGCACUUUGGGCUUGACCUUCUGCUGCUGUGAACAGUGGUGGUUGUGCGAUGACUAUAACGACAAGAAUUAUCAUUAGACGGGGGUAAUAGAAAGAUAGAAAGACUGAAAAGAGCGCUUGUUUUUCACGGAGGUUACGUUUGUAGCAUCAUUAUUAGCGAAAAGCGGUGUGGUAGCCUUGAUGAAUGGAUCGAUCAUGGAAGAUACUUGCUCCAGAAAGCGAUGCUUGACCUUGGUGAGAUCUAUGAAACAGAGACACGAGACUUAAAGUAUGCAAGUUGUGGUG